Molecule: messenger RNA, 654 nt
Organism: Sitophilus oryzae (rice weevil)
Lineage: Eukaryota; Metazoa; Arthropoda; Insecta; Coleoptera; Curculionidae
Exons: 3
Coding region: 1-654 (217 amino acids)
Source: RefSeq, a predicted model, not a curated record
AUGACAGAAAUAGACGCGGCGCUGGCACCUAGGCAGAGGAGACCUGAUGUCAAUGAACAGGAAAACACCGUUAAUAAGGCCUUCCUUCCAUAUGUUUCCCAGGUCACCGAUAGGAUUGGUAAAUUUCUCAAAAAGCAUAACAUCAAAACCAUAUACAAACCUACCCGAAAAAUAAAGGACUGCUUAAGACCAGGAUCUACCGUAUACCUUGUUCCUGCGGUAGCGUAUAUAUUGGAACUACCAAACGCUCAGUCGGAACGAGACUUACAGAACAAAAGAGAAGCUGCAGGAUUAGGGCAAACAGAGAAGUCGGCAACAUCUGGAUAUCAUCCUCGUCUGGUCAGGGAAGCUGUUGAAAUUCACAAACAUCCAAAUAAUUUCAACAGGAAGGAAGAAACUUUCUACCUUAACAGAAUUUGGCAACCAGUUACAUCUAGGACCAAAGUAGAAGCACAGAGAAGUAGACCAGUUCCGGAAGAACUACCACCGGAACAAGCACGCCCCCUCCGCCGCCGACGCGUAAAUCAAAAUAAAGAUCUUGGCUUCAACUUCAAAGCAAUAUUACCUGUAUAUUUUGUAGUUAGGAGACUAAAAGGCACCGCUCAAAAAGAUUAUGUUCCAACACCGAAAGUAUCUGGUAGUAUUGGUUAUUAA